Messenger RNA from Pseudogymnoascus verrucosus, 4849 nucleotides. It is a transcript of the gene HOS4, whose product is annotated as hos4 protein. The record is from RefSeq and is a predicted model, not a curated record. Gene Ontology annotation, cellular component: nucleoplasm. Gene Ontology annotation, molecular function: protein binding. The transcript has 2 exons. Lineage: Eukaryota; Fungi; Ascomycota; Leotiomycetes; Thelebolales; Thelebolaceae. Bases 402 to 4616 code for a protein of 1404 amino acids.
UACACGAAACAGGUCACCGUACUCCAACUGCCGCCGCCAAUCACAGGCCUCGAAGCCAAUCGCCUCCAAUGUCUUCAAUGAGGAGCUUCCAAUGAGUCGACGACCUACAACGGAGGCCUCUUGUAUUCGAUUAUUAUAGAAGCGCACAAACUCCAAGGGCCUUCAGCGAUCACAUUGUCUGUGUUUCGGCAUCCAUCGUGGUGGCCGACGACGCUUGCGACACUGGGACGACCCCCAAACACCAAACGACCACGAAGCCUUGGUUGUUGAUCGAGGGUCCUGCCUCGGUCUCAAGCAUUGGCCCAAACGUCGAAGUGACGGGCACCAAAGAUGCAGAGGGGGAGACGGGGGCCGACAAUAUAAAUCAGAUCCAUACUGCGACAGAUCCAGAUGUGGCGACGAUGGAGCCCGCCGAACCCACCAAGUCGCCUCCAGGAGUCGAUGCGCCAGACACGACAGAAAGCGCAACUCCAAUAGGGAUCAAAUCAUCACCUCCUCCUCUGCCAGUACCAGCGCAGGCGCAAGUGUCGACUCCGAAUGUAGAAAACGAGGGCGACGCAACUCCUGCUUCGGGGAGCGACUCGGAAGCGGAGACGGUGGUGCUGCCUGGAGCUGAUGGCUACUCGCCAUCGAAGAUUCGAAAGAAGCGAAAGAUCAAGCUCGAAGACAAGACAAACGAAAAUGGUGGCGACAUCAAUAUGGAUAUUGAUGUUGACAUUGACAAAGGUACUCACAUCGCCCAAGUAGACGUGAAAGCUGAGGAAGGUCAAACCUGGAAUGAAGGCGCAGCUUCCCUUUUGGGAAAGAGAAAACGGUCGAAACAUGGCAGCGCUACUAGACCUGAUGAUAACCAUACGGGGAAUUCCAGCGGAUUAAGCUCUGUGCCGACGUCACCUGCUGCUCGAUCAUUGCCAGGUCCACCCAAGAGAACCGGCUCUGAGCCAGCAAGGUCCAGGUCCCCGUCACCAAGCGCGCCUCGAAAGGAGAAGCGACACCUAGAGCAGGUAAACAAUGAGUCGGGAUCUGAACGUGAUAAGGACAAUUGUCGCUCACAUAAGAGGCGAAACUCCAACGCGAAUAAUUCUGGUAAACACAGCAAAAAUUCCGCCACAGACGGUACACCUCAGCAUCACCGAACGGAGUCUCCUUCGCCCACAAGGCAUAACAACACAUCUGCUGCGAAUGGCUUAAGCCAUAAAAAGAAAGCUAUCCCAGCUCCACUGCGCACAACCAAGGACCAUUCCAUCGACUAUCAAUCUGACGCAUCAUCAACUGGCGAGUCGCCAUACACCCGACGCUCGAGAACACGCAAUCUUGGGACACCUCCAACCGGGGAUCUAGCUCACUCCGCAAAGAUGCCCCCGCAUCGUAGAAGGCCAGAUAGAUAUGGACGUACGCCACUCACGGAUGCAUGCGAAGAUGGGGACUAUGAUAAGGCGAAGCACCUGCUUGCAGAGUAUCCAGAGGACCUCGACCAACCAGACGCAGCUAGGAACACGCCUUUGCAAUGUGCAAGCUUGAACGGCCACGAAGACAUUGUCCAAAUGUUACUUCAGAAUGGCUGCAACGUUCAUUGCAAGAAUGACCUUGGAGACUCGCCUCUUUUGGAUGCUGUAGAGAAUGGCCACUUGCAAGUAAUCAGACUUCUUCUUGGUGCGGGUGUGGAUCCCCGUGCACGAAAUAAGUUGGGUGAGGAACCUAUCACGAAAAUCAAUGAAGACGAUGAGGAUGCCGAUGCAAUACGGGAAGCUCUUUUAGCGGCCCGCUUGACAUAUGCACAAGCCCGCCCCUCAGCCACUAGCCAGACUCCGCAAGCCGAAACCAGUGACUCUAGGAAUCGAAGGACCAUGAGCCACGGCAGAUCGAAUAGGACUGGCCAGCACCAGCUUUACACACCACUCACUGUCACCACUCUCAGAACUGCGGCAGCCAAGGGCGACCUUCAAACGGUGGGCUUGGUAGCUUCAGUUCUCGAAGAAGGCCUCGAUGAUGCUGAAUCUUUGAUCGCAGCAGCCAAGGGCGGCCACGAUGAAGUCCUGCAGAUCCUACUGGCAGUCGGCAAUGCGAACCCUGAUCCAUCUCCUAUCCCUGGGUCCUGGGAGUACUCCACGCCAAUCCUUGCGGCAAUUGGCGGCGAGAACAUGAAGGUCAUUGAGCUGCUUCUUGCAAAUAUCGAUGACGGUAGAUUCGACCCGACAAAAACUUACCGUGGCCGAACCUACUAUGAGAUUGCCAAGGAACGUGCUGGGCCCCUUUGGGAGGAUGAGGAGAAGCUCCUGAAAGGUGCCUUUGAUAACUACAAAUCGUCAGCACGAUCUGGUCGCUCUGGUCACUCCUCCAACAAUCAACCAACUAGGUCUCACAGGAAGAAGCCAUCGGAUGCCUCCGACAGACCAAACGGAAGCAAGGAAAAGCAUCAGGCCGGGGACAAUGGAGUUGACCACAGACGGGAUCGAUUGGGUUCUCCAGGUAGAAAAGGCGUGAGUCGUUCUAAGGAAGGUGGUGAGGCUCUUGACCGAGAAUCAGUCCCGUCACCUUCUCAGGAGAGAAAGAGAUCAGAGCUCGAUCGAACUGUUAGCCCGUCUGAAUCGGAACCAACCAAACCUAGGCGCAAGUUAAUAUCUGGGAGAGAUUUGAAGGGUGGACGCGAGAAGCAAAAAUCAAAUACCUCUAUCACGUCUCCGCCUGGGGCAACCUCGGCUGGCGCUGAUGACGAUAAGUUAGAUGCUGCUGGGAGAAAGAAAAACCUACAGCGUUCUGACUCUAAGGCUGCCUCUGAUUCUGUGACUGAGCGGUCGAGGUCCGCUAAGCGAGAAAAGUCGUCAGACCGCAUGUCAACAAUCAGAGCUCAGUCACCAACAAAGAGACCGAGGACAAGCUCAACACCUCCAUCUGAAUCGCAAGAAGCUUCAAAUAAACGCAGACGUCUCGAAUCGGAAUCAAAGGGGCUACGCCGUUCCGAGAGUGUACGAGACACAUCUCCUAAUCAUCGCAAGCCAAUGCCACCUAGGUCAGACUCAUCAACGCAAAAACCUAGCUCCUCAAAGGAACAAAGGCUUGAACCUGGCCGUAAAGAAAACCAGAAGCUGUCCAGCAAGCCAACGCUUUCUGGCGAAAAAUCAUCUUCUCACAAAGAGGCCAGACCUCGUCCCACUGAGGGUGUGCCAAGCGCCAGAUCAAGCCAAGAGGCCGAUCAGAAGACCAAUUCCGCCGAAGAGGCUGCAGCACUCAUUAAGAAGAAGGCUCAGAAGGAAGCAAGGGAAGCAAUGGACGCGGAACGCGAGAAGGCAGAGCGUGAAAAGGCUGAGCGAGAGAAGGCAGAGCAAGAGAAGGCAAAACGAGAGAAGACCGAACGUGAGAUGAAGAUCAAGAAGGAAGAAGAUGACCGUAUUGAGAAGGAACGCGCCGAGGAAGCAAAGCGACGCGUAGAAGAGGCUCGUGUAGCCCGUGAAGCAGCAGAGAAGCGCAAACUCGAAGAGCAGGCUAAGCGAGCGGAAGAAGACGCUAGGAGAGCGAAAGAGGAGGCCGAACUCCAAGAACAGCAGAGGCGCGAAGAAGCCGAGGCGCAGCGUCGUGCUGAGGAGGAAAGAAAGCACAAGCUUGAGGAGCAGCAGCGCAUUCAGCGCGAGGAAGCAGAACGCAGACGAGCUGCCCAUAUUGCCGAACAGCGAGCGGAGCGCCUCCGUGUUAUGAAAGAGAAGGAGGCAGCGCGCCUUGCAAUGUUGCCUCCUUUGCUGCGCUGGUUUGAUGGUUUGGCCCAACCCGCAAUGGCAGAGGUUGCUGUGAAGUUCAAGUUUAUGCAAGGCGUCCGCUAUGAUACGAUCGUUCCUGAGGCAACCGGUAAGCCAGACGGUAGAGAGCAGUGGGUGCUAAACACGCACGUCGCGCUCCUCCUCGGCGAGAAGGACCUCCAACUCAGCCGAUACACAGCAUGGGAGCGCGUCUCUGCUUCAUUCCUCGCCAAACAAGGUCUCUGGCGUCUUAAUAAAGACAUGUACUCGAUGACACGCCCGGACCUGUACCCCUACAACCCCCAGUUCGCCGCGAACCCUUUCCAGAGAGUAUCCCCCAUGGAAGCCAACGACAUGCGCAAAGCCACCUUGCCGCUCUUCCUCGGCCUCGACCUAUUCUUCGUCAAGGUCGCAGACCUGAUGUUCAUCGCGCCGUCCAUCCCGCACCUGCGUAACCUCCAGCUCAAGGUCGAGUAUUACGAGGCGCUCCCUGAUGAGAGCUGGCUGGACCGCUGGGCCGCGCCGGACAAGUGGAAGCAGGACCCUGACUGCGAGAAGUACUUGGGAUUUGCGCCAGGCACGAAAACGUAUGUUAAUGGCGACCUGGUGAGCCAGGGGGGUGCACAGUUGGCAGUGGUGUCACACAGGCCGUUUCCAUCGACGAGGGUUCCUCGCGCGGGGUUCAUGGAGGUGAAGAAGGGGGAGCCGGAGUAUGAAGAUCUUGCGAAGCAGCAGGAUCUGGGAGAUGGAGAGGUUAAUGGGCAGGUAGCGAAGGGGGGGGCGAAUGGACAUGCGGAGGCUGAGAAGAGCGGGGGCGAGGCACCGAAGAAGGGGGAGAGCGAUGCGGGUGUCACGGAUGGAGUUGGCGCGAAUGGGGUUCUGUGAGCGUAGGGAGGGCGGAUUGGUUUGGUUUUGUGUGGCUAGCUGUUUGGCUUUGUUUACGAUACCUGUUAUGAUAUGGCGGUCUGCACGAUGUAGGUGUCGUUGGGACGGCGAGAUGUGAUGAGGUGGGUGGAGGAGGGGUGACUUAAUGAUGGGCGGGUGGGUGUUUUUAGUGACGAGGGAUCGGAUACAAGAAGGCAACGAAUUAGGUGGAUAUCAGAAUUCGGGAGAUGUAG